UCCUAACGCGGCAUCCCGUUUUUUGGCAGGAUGCCAACGGAUACGAUUAACAGGGGCAGAAACGUAGUAUUGUAGCUGUUUGCCGUAGAUGUAUCUUUUGAAACGGACAUGCCGUGGAAAUGUGACAUAUGACAAAAGGUCGCACGUCAUAAAUCCCUAACCACUGCAAAUAUUUGCCUGCAUUAUGCUCUAAAAGAUAGACUAUUGUGAAGUCUUCAAAAUUAAAUGUAGCAGAAAUGUAUGGUUUUGCCCAUGACAACCAAUCACAGCUUAGCUUUCAUUUCACCAGAGAUCGUUAACACAUGAAAGCUGAGUUGCAAUUCGUUAUGGGUAAAACCAGACAGGUUUGGUUUUAGCCAGGUUGAAAAAUCAGGACCAAGCGCCUAUUACUCUUUAUAAAAUGGCGGUGUCAGGAACACUUCUCCUCCUACUAACCGGACUUCCUCCUGACUUGCUCAGUCUCCGCCUCUACGUUGUACACCCAUCCGUCCAUGACGUGUCUUCUGGUUCCGGUGCCCCGGUUCCGGCUCGUCCGCCUCGGUGUCUCCUGAUGGCGGAGGUGCGCGCGGGUUCCGCCGGUUCCGGUUCAGUAUCCCCGUCCUUGUCUCCCCCUCCACCUCUUCCUGCCGGACCGGGUCCUGGAUCUAUCCCUCCACUUCCUCCGGCCCCGCCGCCGCCUGGCCCUGGCCCGGUACCGCCCCGGGAAAGCUCUAGCAGCUCGUCAGGCUCUGCUUCCAGCUCAGCUCGGGAAGGCUGGCUCUUCAAGUGGACAAACUAUAUCAAGGGUUACCAGCGGCGGUGGUUCGUCCUUAGCAAUGGCCUCCUGUCAUAUUACAGAUCGAAGGCAGAAAUGCGGCAUACCUGUCGGGGUACGAUAAACCUGGCUACAGCCAACAUCUCUGUGGAAGAUUCCUGUAACUUUGUGAUUUCGAAUGGUGGAGCCCAGACAUAUCACUUGAAGGCAAGCUCAGAAGUGGAGCGUCAACGGUGGAUUACAGCCCUAGAGCUGGCCAAGGCCCGGGCUGUCAAAAUGCAGGCAGAAUCAGAUGACUCUGGAGACGAGGAUCCCACCUCUCAGACUGAUAAAGCAGAGGUCCACAACACCCUACGUGCUCUCUCAGGGAAAGUUGAAGAUCUGGGCACAUGCAAUGAUCUUAUCGCGAAACAUGGAACUGCCCUUCAACGCUCUCUGAGUGAGUUAGAGAGUCUGCGCCUUCCUCAAGAUAGCUCCGAAAAGAUCAAGCAGGUCAACGAGAGAGCAACACUGUUCAGGAUCACUUCCAAUGCUAUGAUAAAUGCCUGUCGAGAUUUUAUGUCUUUAGCAGAGAGUCACAGUAAGCGCUGGCAAAGAGCUUUGCAGUAUGAGCGAGAUCAGCGGUUACGUCUAGAAGAGACCCUGGAACAGUUGGCAAAGCAGCACAACCACUUGGAGCGGGCUUUCCGUGGGGCAACUGUGCUGCCUGCUGAGACUCGUGUUGGCGCUUCUAAAGACCCUUGCGGGGCAGGGAAGGGAGACCUAAGUGAUGAAGAUGAUGAAAACGAAUUCUUUGAUGCUCCUGAAAUUCUUAGCAGCCCUUCCCAAGUUGGCUUGGGACACAAACGAUCUGGUAGCAACAUCAGUGCCGCAAGCUGCGAUAUUAUGGAGGAGCAGGUGCGCCCACCAUCAGAAGAUGCAAGGAAGGAGAGACGCACAAGAAUUCCACAUAAACCCAACUACAGCCUUAAUUUAUGGAGUGUCAUGAAGAAUUGCAUUGGGAAAGAGCUGAGCAAGAUCCCAAUGCCUGUAAAUUUCAAUGAACCACUCUCGAUGCUUCAGCGUCUGACCGAGGACAUGGAAUACUACACCCUGCUGGACCGGGGAGCUCAGUGCGAGAGUGCUCUAGAGCAGCUAUGUUUAGUUGCUGCUUUCACUGUAUCGUCAUACUCCACCACAGUCUUCCGUGUCAGCAAACCUUUCAAUCCACUCCUAGGAGAGACAUUUGAGCUGGAUCGAACGGAGGAUUGUGGCUAUCGCUCGCUAUGUGAGCAGGUCAGCCAUCACCCCCCUGCAGCAGCUCAUCAUGCUGAAUCCAGUAAUGGAUGGUCUCUUCGGCAGGAGAUCAAGAUCACUAGCAAGUUCCGGGGAAAAUAUCUCUCAAUCAUGCCCCUUGGUACCAUACACUGUAUAUUUCACAACUCUGGAAACCAUUACACAUGGAAGAAAGUGACCACAACUGUGCACAACAUCAUUGUAGGAAAAUUGUGGAUUGAUCAGUCUGGAGAAAUAGAAAUUGUCAAUCACAAGACCGGAGACAAGUGUAAACUUAAGUUUGCCCCUUACAGCUACUUCUCUCGUGAUGUGGCACGCAAAGUUACAGGAGAUGUGAUGGAUGCAAGUGGGCGCAUACAUUACACAUUAAUGGGGACAUGGGACGAGCGCAUGGAAUGUUCUCCUGUGUCUCCACCUGGUAGUGGCUUUGAGAAUGGUGGUGAUAAGGCCCCAGAAAAUAAGACUCUCUUGUGGAGAAGAAACCCCUUGCCGAAGAAUGCAGAAUACAUGUAUUAUUUCUCAGAGCUGGCAUUGACCCUUAAUGCCCCAGAGGAGGGCGUUGCCCCAACUGACAGUCGUUUGCGACCUGAUCAGAGGUUGAUGGAGAAUGGCAACUGGGAUGAAGCCAAUGCCGAGAAGCAGCGACUUGAAGAAAAGCAAAGGAUUGCUAGGCGAAAAAGAGAAGCAGAGAGAGAGAAAGUUGGAGAUGAUGAUUCUCCAGUGGAUUCAUAUAAACCAUUGUGGUUUGAACGUAAAAUGGAUCCAGUGAGCAAAGAAAUGACGCACAUUUACCGCGGCACUUACUGGGAGGCCAAGGAGAAGCAAGAGUGGAAUGCUUGCCCAGAUAUUUUCUGAGGAACAAGGGGAAGUGGCAACAGUUCUAUCCCCUUCAUAUCCACCCUAUACUUUCUGUCCAUGUUCUUUACCUUCGGCGAUGCCUUAUUGACCCUAGUUGUGGCCCCCACAGAAAAGAGCAAUGCUCAGCAGAUCAUCCCCAGGGUAUUAAUAAAGUUGUGCAUUUUCUGUUUUUUGUUUUUCUUAUUUUCUCUUAAACACCUUUUUUCUCCCCAUGUCACCAGCAUUUUAUUGCUGGGUCUAAAACAUUUACACUAGCACUUUUGCCACUGGUGAUAAAGCACUUAUGCAUUACAGACAUGGCAUAACCUAAAACAUUCGUAAGGUGUCCAUGGAUCACCUGAGCAGGUGGCAUUGCACAGAAUUUUUUACCGAGCUUUACCAAGUUGGUUUGUGGGGGCUCUUUUUCCUAGUCUGCAGAGCAUUGCUUUGAUAAAAACCACCCCUCUGGGUCUUUUAACCAUCUUACAGCCCCCGCCUUGAGCACUAGGGUGGGUGGGGGUGGUUGUCUGCCUUAUGUUUGAGUUAAUCUUUGACUUUGUUUUUUUUGUUUGUUGUGUUUUAUUUUUUAUUUCCUUUGGAGAGGAGGGUACAAUUUCUCCGACCUCUGUUAUUGAUUUUGGGUAUACAAUUGAGGGUUUGCUCUGUCCUGCCCCGUAUAUAUAAAUAUAUAUAUAUAUAUGUGUAUAUUUUUCAUUUCACUCCUGUCACUACCUCUGUGUGUCACCUUUCUCUUUCUCUUUCUCUCUCUCUCUCUCUCUCUCUCUCUCUCUCUCUCUCUCUCUCUCUCUCUCUCUCUCUCUCUCUCUCUCUCUCUCUCUCUCUGUGCAAAUACUAAAUUAAAUAAAGAUCAGAUGACACUUCUCAAGUUUUCCUAUUGAUAUUUAAAUUCUGUAGCAUAAUGUUGCUAGUUCAGCUUCAUUUUAGAUCUGUUUUUACAUUUGCCUGCACUCUGCUAACCUUUAGCUGAGUAGUUGGUUCUAAAAAUUAAAUGUUUUUG
This is a messenger RNA of Hyla sarda, 3884 nucleotides long. RefSeq names its product oxysterol binding protein (gene OSBP). The record is from RefSeq and is a predicted model, not a curated record. Gene Ontology annotation, cellular component: cytosol; intracellular membrane-bounded organelle; membrane. Lineage: Eukaryota; Metazoa; Chordata; Amphibia; Anura; Hylidae. Bases 401 to 2884 code for a protein of 827 amino acids. Gene Ontology annotation, molecular function: sterol binding. The transcript is spliced from 14 exons.